Ophidiomyces ophidiicola is the source of this 1242-nucleotide messenger RNA. It is a transcript of the gene ALG5, whose product is annotated as dolichyl-phosphate beta-glucosyltransferase. The record is from RefSeq and is a predicted model, not a curated record. The coding region runs from base 1 to 1242 and encodes 413 amino acids. The transcript is spliced from 3 exons. Gene Ontology annotation, cellular component: endoplasmic reticulum membrane. NCBI's taxonomy places the organism in Eukaryota, Fungi, Ascomycota, Eurotiomycetes, Onygenales, Onygenaceae.
AUGGGUGCCACCAGCAUAUCUGGGACGUGCAUCCAUUGUUUACAUGUUUUGCAAGGUGUCCCACCUAUAUAUUUGAUUGGUUUUCUUCUUUGCACACUGACUGGGCUUCUGAUUCUGGGUUAUGUCUUCGUCUUCCUCCUUGCACCAGUCCCGAGAUUCCCGUUUCCCGAAGAGAAGAACUAUCAAACUAUCUUGGCUGAUGGAUCUAUCACGCCGCCCACAUCCCUUCCUUGCUGGUGCGACAAUCUGCACGCAAAGCCAAAGAUACCAGAAGAUGCCGAGCUUUUCCUAUCUGUAGUUGUUCCCGCGUAUAACGAAGAAAAAAGGCUACCAGGUAUGCUAGAAGAAGCAGUCAAUUAUCUCGAGCGGACAUACGGGACAUCGGUGCUACCUAAGACAAACGGUGCAGAGAACGAAAAGGAGUAUAAACUGGACGGGGUGGGAACGACACGUAAACGUAAUUUAAACGGUGCUGGGACUCCAAAGACCCAGUCUAUGUCUAUGAGAGGAUGGGAAAUAAUCAUAGUAUCCGACGGGUCGACAGAUAGAACCAUUGAGACCGCGUUGGCAUUUUCAAGAGAUCACCAACUAUCCUCCCACCCAAAAGGCCAUGCGGGGCCGUGGACCCCAACCUCUGGGGAAGGCGCACGCAUUCCACCCGGGACAAUCCGAGUAGUCAAGCUCACGCAAAAUAGAGGGAAAGGAGGAGCAGUAACUCAUGGGAUGAGACAUGUGAGAGGCCAGUAUGUUGUCUUCGCUGAUGCCGAUGGCGCCAGCAAUUUUAACGACCUCGGAAACUUGGUCAAGGCUUGUCAAGAAGUUGAAGAUUCGUCACUGCGAGGGAUUGCCGUGGGAUCCCGGGCGCACCUGGUAGGAAGUGAUCUGGUGGUCAAGCGUUCCAAGCUCCGAAAUUUUCUAAUGCAUGCCUUCCACCUUACAAUUCGUCUACUUACGCCUCCACAAACAGCCCGCAUAAAAGACACACAGUGUGGAUUUAAACUUUUUUCCCGUGCUACUCUACCUUUCAUUAUUCCCCAUAUGCACUCCGAAGGCUGGAUCUUUGAUGUGGAAAUGCUUAUGUUAGCGGAAUUUUCCCGUAUUCCAGUCGUGGAAGUUCCCAUAGGCUGGAGGGAAGUAACAGGCAGCAAACUCAACGUCAUUUGGGAUAGCAUUGGCAUGGCAUGGGGCUUGGCGAUGCUGAGGGCUGCAUGGGGUUUGGGAGUCUACAAAAGAGCUAUGUAG